GUCUCCGGCCCCGCCGCCUCCAUGUCCCUCUGAGCCCCCCACGGUGGGGGGGUGGAGGUGGGGGAGGACACACAGGGGGGACCCCUCCUCUCCCUCCUCGCCCUCCCGCCAUGGGGAGCAUCUACAAGGAGUACUUCAACCGCCACAAGAUCUGGGAGCACUACAACUACACCAAGGAGGAGGCGGCGGCGGCGCCGGCGGCCCCGUCGCGCCGGGCGCUCUCGGCGCUCACCGUGGCCCUGUGCUGCUUCAUCGUGCUGGAGAACCUGCUGGUGCUCGUCUCCAUCUGCCGCAACAAGCGCCUGCACCUCGCCAUGUACGUCUUCGUGGGCAACCUGGCCUUCUCCGACCUGCUGGCCGGGCUGGCCUUCAUGGCCAACACGCUGCUGUCGGGGGCCACCACCUUCGACCUGACGCCCGUGCAGUGGUUCGUGCGCGAGGGCACGGCCUUCGCCACGCUGGCCGCCUCGGUGUUCAGCCUGCUGGCCAUCGCCAUCGAGCGCCACGUGGCCAUCACGCGGGUCAAGGUGUACGGCGGCGACAGCGGCUGCCGCAUGGUGCUGCUCAUCGGCGCCUGCUGGGCCGUGGCGGCCGCCGUGGGCAGCCUGCCCAUCAUGGGCUGGAACUGCAUCAGCGACCUGCGCGACUGCUCCACCGUCCUGCCGCUCUACUCCAAGCGCUACGUGCUCUUCGUCACCACCAUCUUCACCCUCAUCCUGCUGGCCAUCGUGGGGCUCUACACGCGCAUCUACUGCGUGGUGCGCUCGAGCCACGCCGAGAUCGCCUCGGCGCAGACGCUGGCGCUGCUCAAGACGGUCACCAUCGUGCUGGGCGCCUUCGUGGUGUGCUGGCUGCCCGCCUUCGUCGUGCUGCUCAUGGACGCCUCGUGCCCCGUGCGCGCCUGCCGCGUGCUCUACAAGGCCAACUACUUCUUCGCCUUCGCCACGCUCAACUCGGCCGCCAACCCCGUCAUCUACACGCUGCGCAGCAAGGACAUGAGGGCCGAGCUGCUGCGCCUGCUCUGCUGCGGCCGACGGCGUCGCUGCCGUCGUGGGGCGGGGAGGGAUCGCCAAGCUCGCCGGUGGCCGCAGCCCCCCGGCCGGGGGGGAACCGGGGCGGCCCCGCUGCGCUCGUCGGGUGACAAAUUUGGGGAGACGCCCACCUCGCCCCUCACCCGCGAGUGCACCACGUCGGUGUGA
Molecule: messenger RNA, 1199 nt
Organism: Myiozetetes cayanensis
Lineage: Eukaryota; Metazoa; Chordata; Aves; Passeriformes; Tyrannidae
Gene: S1PR2
Product: sphingosine-1-phosphate receptor 2
Exons: 2
Coding region: 111-1199 (362 amino acids)
Biological process (GO): sphingosine-1-phosphate receptor signaling pathway
Cellular component (GO): membrane
Molecular function (GO): sphingosine-1-phosphate receptor activity
Source: RefSeq, a predicted model, not a curated record